AUGGACAAAGGCUGGUGUUACUUCUCCCGCUCCAGGUGCACAAAGAAGCUCCAAAGAACUGUCUCAUAUUUUACCUGUGUGUCCUGCAACAACACAACCGCUGUUGGUGUGCUCCGGUACCGUGUGGAGGUGAGCGUUGCUGCUGACACGGAUGAGGGUCUAUUUGUGGCUUUCAAUGGAAGUAUGAGGAAACUACAUAACAUACGCGCCUAUGAAACUGGUCAUCUACUGGUACGUAGUAGCAUCAUUCACUUGGUUUCAGAUCUUAUGUCAAAUGUCUUUAAACCAUAUGCUGGAGAGUGA
This is a messenger RNA of Eruca vesicaria subsp. sativa (arugula), 303 nucleotides long. Lineage: Eukaryota; Viridiplantae; Streptophyta; Magnoliopsida; Brassicales; Brassicaceae. The record is from the annotation of a GenBank genome assembly.